AUGCUAUUCGAUAGGAGGGAGAUAAUAAGAUUGUUUCUUUCUAUCUUGUCUUUUUUUUUCUUUCUUUUUCCUAUCUAUCUUUCUUUCUUUUCUUUCUUUCUAUCGUGUCCUUCUUUCUUUUUUACUUUCUAUCUUGUCUUGAGUAUCUUCCUUUCUAUCUUGUCUUUCUUUCUAUCCAUCUUUUCUUCUUUCUUUCUAUCUUGCAUUUCUUUCUAUUUUAUCUUUCCAUCUUUCUAUCUUGUAUUUUUCUUUUUUUCUAUCUUAUCUUUCUUUCUUUCUAUUUUGUCCUUCUUUCUUUCUAUUUUGUCUUUCUUUCUUUCUAUUUUGUCUUUCUUUCUUUCUAUCUUGUCUUUGCAUCUUUCCAUCUUGUCUUUCUUUCUUUCUAUUUUGUCUUUCUUUCUUUCUAUCUUGUCUUUGCAUCUUUCCAUCUUGUCUUUCUUUCUUUCUAUCUUGUCUUUCCAUCUUUCUGUCUUGUCUUUCUUUCUUUCUAUUAUAUCUUUCUUUCUCUCUCUGUCUUUAUUUCUAUUUUGUCUUUCUUUCUUUCUUUCUCUCUCUCUCUCUCUCUCUCUUAUCUUUCUAUUUUGUCUUUCUUUCUUUCUCUCUUUCUCUCCCUCUCUUAUCUUUCUUUCUAUUUUGUCUUUCUUUCUUUCUUUCUCUCUUGUCUUUCUUUCUAUUUUGUCUUUCUUUCUCUCUUGUCUUUCUUUCUAUUUUAUCUUUCUUUCUUUCUCUCUUUUCUUUCUUUCUGUCUUGUCUUUGCAUCUUCCCAUCUUGUCUUUCUUUCUUUUUCCUAUUUUGCUUUUCUUUCUAUCUUUCUUUUUAUAG
Molecule: messenger RNA, 822 nt
Organism: Acanthosepion pharaonis
Lineage: Eukaryota; Metazoa; Mollusca; Cephalopoda; Sepiida; Sepiidae
Source: the annotation of a GenBank genome assembly